AUGGUCACUGUCAACUCGCUUUUCCUGGCGUUCGCCUCCGUGGCUAGUGUUCUCUCUGCUCCUGGAGAGUUGAUGAAGCGCCAGUCAACUCCUUCGUCUACUGGAACAAACAACGGCUACUAUUACUCCUGGUGGACUGACGGUGGAUCUCAAGUUACUUACACCAAUGGUGCAGGGGGCCAAUACAGCGUCGUCUGGCAAACUGGUGGUAACUUUGUCGGAGGCAAAGGCUGGAAUCCCGGUGGGCCGAGAACUAUCACGUAUUCCGGCAGCUAUAACCCGAACGGCAACAGCUACCUCGCGAUCUAUGGCUGGACUAGAAACCCCCUGAUAGAGUACUACAUCGUGGAGUCCUUCGGUACCUACAACCCUUCCAGCGGCGCUACCAAGAAGGGAACCGUCACCAGUGAUGGUGGAAUCUACGACAUCUACGUUAGCACGCGAACUAAUGCCCCCUCCAUCGACGGCACAAAGACCUUUCAGCAGUAUUGGUCCGUCCGCCAGACGAAACGCGUGGGCGGAACAGUCACGACCGGCAAUCACUUCAAUGCCUGGGCUCAGGUGGGCCUGAACCUCGGCACUCACGACUACAUGAUCGUUGCUACGGAAGGAUACUUCAGCAGCGGCUCUUCUACAAUCACUGUCGGUGCAUCAGAUGCUGGUGGCGGCGGCACAAGCCCGCCUGUGACCAGCCCUCCGCCCAGCAGCGGUGGUGAUGGAACUUGUGCUGCAAAAUGGGCUCAAUGCGGAGGAUCUGGCUUUACUGGACCGACUUGCUGCCAAUCUGGGUCCACGUGCCAGGCGUCGAACCAGUGGUACUCCCAGUGCCUGUAA
Molecule: messenger RNA, 834 nt
Organism: Colletotrichum paranaense
Lineage: Eukaryota; Fungi; Ascomycota; Sordariomycetes; Glomerellales; Glomerellaceae
Product: glycosyl hydrolase family 11
Exons: 4
Coding region: 1-834 (277 amino acids)
Biological process (GO): xylan catabolic process
Cellular component (GO): extracellular region
Molecular function (GO): hydrolase activity, hydrolyzing O-glycosyl compounds; cellulose binding
Source: RefSeq, a predicted model, not a curated record